ACCACCACCACCACCACCACCACCACCACCAUCUCCACCACCAUCACCACCACCACCACCAACCCACCACCGCUGGCUGAGUGACCAACCCACCACCAACCCACUACCACCCCCCUCCUACGCAGCCCUUUCCCUCCCCCUCACUAAGCCGCAUGCAAAGUGCUGAUAUUCGGAGGAACGAAGUUGACGCGAAAACGUAUGACGGGCAUCCAGAAUCCCUUCUCACUUACUCAUUCACUCACCUUUGUCUCUGUUCUGUCAGGCAUGACACAGACUCUCCCUCCCCUCCCUUGUAUGCAUUCCCUUCUUCGCUGUGUUCUCUCUCUCUGCAUCUCUUCGCUUGACCGGCCACAGCUCCGUGCUCUGUGUCACCCUUUGCCUUCUCCAUUUGCCUUCUCCCCCUCCCCCUCCUCCUCCUCCACCUCCUCUCAGCUCCCGCCUCGCUCGUCCCCCUCGCCCCCGUCGCUUUCUCUUGUCUUGUCCGUUCGACGUGGAAAAGAGUUUGGGCACCGGUCACCUUCCGCCACCCCGGUAAUCUGGUGUACCCGGCGGCCCAGACAGCGACGACGGAGCAACCCAAACCCAAACCCAGCCCAACCCAGCCCAAGCCGCGCUAACCCUACCCAUCCCAUCAUGCCAUAUCCCUACUCCAGCAGCCCUCCCUCCCUUCUUCUUCUUCUUCUUCUUCUCUUCUCCUUCUUCUUCUUCUUCUUCCCGUAGGAAGGAAACAAAAAAGAAAAACAAUCUUUAAAAAUCUCCUUC
This is a messenger RNA of Tricharina praecox, 762 nucleotides long. RefSeq lists its product as uncharacterized. The record is from RefSeq and is a predicted model, not a curated record. Lineage: Eukaryota; Fungi; Ascomycota; Pezizomycetes; Pezizales; Pyronemataceae. The transcript has a single exon. The coding region runs from base 199 to 720 and encodes 173 amino acids.